GUCCUCGCCCUCCGCCGCGUCCUCCGCGCACAUCGCGUCGGCGGUAGAUGGCCGGGCGAGGUGCGGAGCUCUGGCAGGUGCCCGAGGAAGCAGGGGCGUGCGCAGCUGCGUGCAGGCGGCGCGCCAGGCAGCUUCGCCGGUGGUGGGGCGGGCCGCCCAGCAGCCCCCGCCCAGCGGAGGGGGAGGAGGAGAAGGGGGAGGAGGGAGGGGAGGGUUCCAUGGUGCAUCCUGGUGCGAGAAAGACGAGACGCGAGACAAGCGCCGGAGAAUCACCACUUCCUUGGCUGCCGCAGGUCACUCGGCGAAAACGUGGAAAGCGGGAUCGGGUUGGGAGCGGGAGACGGAAAAAGGAGCCCGGGAUCGGAGAGAGGGGUCUACGGACUGGUGGCUUCUGCGGAGGGGAGGGCAUGUGCCACUGACCUGUGCGAGACAUCUGCGUCGAUGGCUCAGGCUCAGUGCCGAUCCGACUCGGCCCACGGCGCUGUGACACAUCCAGGUCGCGAUUUUUACCUGGAGAGUCGAACUGACACUUCCGCCGUGCCUUUGAUGUAUUGACACGCGCCCCCGACCCUCGCCAGAGGUCGCAUUCCGUGAGAGCCGCAGCGACAGCGAGUCAAAACGAUGGCCCAAUCUAACUAUGAGGCCAUCAGAUCACGCUAUCACAGCGAACCUGCAACGCAGGCAGAAUUCAAAGCGAGCGCGCUGCCGUGUGCCAGAAAGAGGCGUGAGGGACCAUCGAAUCAGACGACCAAGAUGGAGGCCGUGGACUUGGCAACCGGAGCGAUCCUCAUCUGCUUGUUGCCGUAGUCGAAGACGCAAUAAUACUUCUUCAUGAAGACGUCGCCCAUGAUCCACAGGGGCCCGCGCGGCGCUGGCACAUCGAUGCCCAUCAUGGCAAACAAACACGUGCCCCCUGCGUUGAGGACGUAGUCGCUGCCUUCGAGGACGAAGAUGUCUCUGGGUCCUUGCCGCCGAGAGUGACGGUGAGGCUCGGGAGGCUGGCGGACCUGUUGCAGUCGAUGGUCCACUCCUUGGUGCCUGCGAUAAGAGUCGCGCCCGCUUUCUUGGCAAGGGUGUCUACAACGUCCUUCGGGCCCGCGAGGAGGGACGUGCCGCUGUCGAUUAUCGCCUUCUGCGACGAGGCAACGCUCUCGCUGCCAAACGUCAUUUUGUCAAGGCUAACCUCCCAAUAUGUCUCGCUGAUCAAUGGCACGUUGACGAGAUCGCCCGUGAAGUGCGCAUUGUCGAUGCCACCGAACACGAGCUCGCCCUGAGCGGACGCAUCGGACUGCAAAUAGAAUGCGAAGACCGGCUCGUCGACGAGCUUCUGAGCAAUCAUAGUUUCGAAUGGUGUUGGGAUGUUGUACUGUGAGAUGCUUUUGAAACCGAGGCCGAGGAGUCCGUCGAACUUGCCAGCAGCGAAGGCUAAGUUCAGCGGUCCGAAGCUGACCGAGCUCACUUCAGCGAACAGCUGAUCAGGCACCUUGACAUCCCCGACCGUCACCGUGUCAGAGGCAAAGACGCCCUCAACUGGGCCCGAGCCAUACUGCACACUGUACGUGCGGCCAUCUGCUGGAUACGUCGAUGACUUGGUGGCGUCGUAGCGAGGGUGGAACCAACACGUGUGCCAGCUGCAAUUCUUACCCGGCACCCACACGUUGGCGGAGCCCGUGUCGAAGAUCACUUGGAACGUCUGCCCGCCAACCUGGAUCGGUCCGAAGUACUGUGCGUUCUGGAAAUCACUGAUCGGCACGUCGUGCCCGUCUGAACCGAGCAACUGCUGCUCGGCCAGCUGCGGGACCUGAGCAGACAUUCCCUUCGCGAUAUCCCGCAAGCUGACCGUCUUCUCCACCGGCACGCGUACGAUGCCGCCCUGGGCCACGGCAAGGAGAGCAGCCGAAACAAGCUUUGCCAUCGUCCUGAACCUCGAACACGAGAAAGAAGUUCUAGCGUACCGACAGUGUCGAGUAACGAGGACUUGAGGACUUGAGCAGAGACU
Prorocentrum cordatum is the source of this 1999-nucleotide messenger RNA. Lineage: Eukaryota; Dinophyceae; Prorocentrales; Prorocentraceae. The record is from the annotation of a GenBank genome assembly.